AUGAGUCACAGCAGCGUGCACCACUGCAACAACGUUUUCUGUAAGUUUGUCCGAACGAAUCGCCAUUUACCCUCUGCAAAGCCCUUUCCCCCAUUUUUCCAGAAGAAGAAGCUAUCCCCUAAAAGCAAUUCCGAUACAAUCCGCUUCUCGACACGUCUGCGGGUGCUGAAUUCUGUGAAGGCUCAAGGCGAGCUCGGAAAUGUAAAGACCAACAUGGGGGCCUUCGCCUCCGAAAAGGUGGGCAAAAGGACCGAUAUAAAAAAGAUUCUGAUCCUGGGAGCGGGGCCCAUUGUCAUAGGUCAGGCCUGUGAGUUCGAUUACUCGGGUACCCAGGCGUGCAAGGCCCUCAGGGAGGAAGGGUAUGAGGUCAUCCUCAUAAACUCCAACCCGGCCACUAUAAUGACCGACCCUGAGAUGGCUGACCGGACCUACAUCGAACCCAUGACGCCCGAGCUGGUGGAGCAGGUGCUCGAGAAGGAGAGGCCCGAUGCUUUACUGCCCACGAUGGGCGGGCAGACCGCGCUCAACCUCGCUGUGGCUUUGGCCGAGAGUGGGGCCCUUGAGAAGUAUGGGGUGGAGCUGAUCGGGGCAAAGCUCGAUGCGAUCAAGAAAGCCGAGGAUAGGGACCUGUUCAAACAGGCCAUGAAGAAUAUCGGGCUCAAAACCCCUCCUUCGGGUAUCGGUACUACUCUGGAGGAAUGUUUUGAGAUUGCUAAUUCGAUUGGGGAAUUUCCCCUGAUUAUAAGGCCGGCUUUCACGUUGGGCGGGACGGGAGGCGGCAUUGCUUAUAACAGGGAGGAGUUUGAGGCUAUCUGCAAGUCGGGGCUGGCUGCUAGUGUCACGUCUCAGGUCCUGGUUGAGAAGUCUCUGUUGGGAUGGAAGGAGUACGAGCUUGAAGUUAUGAGGGACUUGGCGGACAAUGUCGUAAUUAUUUGCUCGAUCGAGAAUAUUGAUCCUAUGGGAGUCCACACUGGGGACUCCAUCACUGUGGCUCCUGCUCAGACAUUGACUGAUAAGGAGUACCAGCGGCUUAGGGAUUACUCCAUUGCUAUUAUUAGGGAGAUUGGAGUUGAGUGCGGAGGUUCGAAUGUGCAGUUUGCCGUGAAUCCUGAAGAUGGGGAGGUGAUGGUGAUCGAGAUGAAUCCUAGGGUUUCGAGGUCAUCUGCUUUAGCCUCGAAGGCGACCGGUUUCCCGAUAGCUAAGAUGGCCGCCAAGUUGUCAGUGGGGUACUCGUUGGAUCAGAUCCCUAAUGAUAUCACAAAGAAAACUCCAGCGAGCUUUGAGCCUUCCAUAGAUUAUGUUGUGACCAAGAUACCCAGGUUCGCCUUUGAGAAGUUUCCUGGCUCAGAGCCAACCUUGACCACCCAGAUGAAGUCUGUUGGUGAAUCCAUGGCCGUGGGCCGAACUUUUCAAGAGUCUUUCCAGAAAGCAGUUCGUUCCCUGGAAUGCGGCUACUCCGGAUGGGGCUGUGCAAAAGUGAAGGAACUCGACUGGGACUGGGAAAAGCUGAAAUACAGCUUGAGGGUGCCCAGUCCUGACCGCAUUCAUUCCAUAUAUGCUGCAAUGAAACGGGGGUUGAAAGUGGACGAUAUACAUGAGUUGAGUUACAUAGACAAGUGGUUCCUCACCCAGUUCAAAGAACUUGUGGAUGUCGAGCAGUACAUGCUGGCACGGGAUUUGUCACAGUUGACUAAAGAUGAUUUCUGGGAGGUGAAGAGGAGAGGGUUCAGUGAUAAACAGAUUGCGUUUGCCACAAAAUCGAGCGAGAUGGAAGUUAGAUCAAAAAGGUUGUCUUUGGGAGUCAAACCUUCUUACAAAAGAGUAGACACAUGUGCUGCUGAAUUUGAGGCGGAUACCCCUUACAUGUACUCAUCCUAUGAGGUCGAGUGUGAAUCAGCACCGACCAGUAGGAAAAAAGUUUUGAUAUUGGGUGGAGGACCUAAUCGAAUCGGCCAGGGUAUUGAGUUUGACUACUGCUGUUGCCACACGUCAUUUGCCCUUCAGGAUGCAGGCUACGAGACGAUUAUGAUGAACUCCAACCCUGAGACAGUGUCCACCGACUACGACACGAGCGACCGCCUCUACUUUGAGCCCCUAACAGUGGAAGACGUCCUCAACGUCAUUGAUCUCGAGUCCCCCGACGGCAUCAUCGUUCAAUUCGGCGGCCAGACUCCCCUCAAACUCUCCCUCCCCCUUCAGCACUACCUUGACGAGCAUGCCCCUGUCUCCAAAAGCAACUCUGGACCCGUCCGCAUCUGGGGCACAUCCCCCGACUCCAUCGAUGCCGCUGAGGACCGCGAGAGGUUCAACGCUAUUCUAAAAGAUCUCCAGAUCGAGCAGCCGAGAGGCGGGAUCGCGAAAAGCGAGAAAGACGCCCUUUCGAUAGCCACCGAAAUCGGGUACCCUGUCGUCGUCCGCCCAUCCUACGUCCUCGGCGGCCGAGCCAUGGAGAUUGUCUACAGCGACGAGAAGCUCGUCACCUACCUUGAGACCGCUGUCGAGGUCGACCCGGAACGACCAGUCCUUGUCGACAAGUACUUAUCAGAUGCGGUCGAGAUCGACAUCGAUGCCCUUGCCGACUCGUACGGUAAUGUCGUGAUCGGAGGUAUCAUGGAGCACAUCGAGCAGGCCGGGGUCCACUCGGGUGACUCGGCCUGCAUGCUCCCCACGAAGACCAUUUCUUGCGUGUGCCUCGACACUAUCAGGUCCUGGACGAUUAAAUUAGCUAAGAGGUUAAACGUGUGCGGGUUGAUGAAUUGCCAGUACGCAAUCACGGCCUCGGGCGAGGUUUUCCUGCUGGAGGCCAACCCGCGGGCGUCAAGGACUGUCCCGUUCGUGUCGAAGGCCAUCGGUCGCCCGCUGGCCAAAUACGCCGCUUUAGUCAUGUCUGGAAAAUCGCUCGAGGACCUGAGCUUCACGGAGGAGGUUAUCCCCAGGCAUGUCUCAGUCAAGGAGGCAGUGAUGCCGUUCGAGAAGUUCCAGGGUGCGGACGUGCUCCUGGGCCCGGAGAUGCGGAGCACGGGGGAGGUCAUGGGCAUUCACCACGAGUCGUCGGUCGCUUUCGCUAAGGCCCAGAUAGCAGCGGGCCAGAGGCUCCCACUCUCCGGGACGCUGUUUCUAAGUUUGAAUGACCUGACCAAGCCGCACCUGGCGGCAAUUGCCCGUGCCUUUGCGGGGCUUGGGUUUGGGCUGGCGGCGACCUCCGGGACGGCCCGCGUGAUGGAGCUUGAGGGCAUCCCAGUGGAGCGGGUGCUGAAGAUGCACGAGGGGCGGCCCCAUGCAGGUGACAUGAUUGCCAACGGGCAGAUUCAGAUGAUGGUGGUGACUAGCUCUGGGGACCAGCUUGAUCAGAUUGACGGGCGGAAGCUGAGGAGGAUGGCACUCGCGUACAAGAUUCCGGUUAUAACCACGGUUGCCGGGGCACUGGCGACUGCCGAGGCCAUAAGGAGCUUGAAGUGUAACAAGAUUGAAAUGUCGGCUCUGCAGGACUACUUUGGCUCGGGGGAAGAGACCAAGACCGGUGCACGCCUGCAGUCGAUUUCGUCGGCCUAA
Molecule: messenger RNA, 3552 nt
Organism: Striga hermonthica
Lineage: Eukaryota; Viridiplantae; Streptophyta; Magnoliopsida; Lamiales; Orobanchaceae
Source: the annotation of a GenBank genome assembly